Molecule: messenger RNA, 1173 nt
Organism: Cynara cardunculus var. scolymus (artichoke)
Lineage: Eukaryota; Viridiplantae; Streptophyta; Magnoliopsida; Asterales; Asteraceae
Product: phosphoglucan phosphatase LSF2, chloroplastic
Exons: 4
Coding region: 125-979 (284 amino acids)
Biological process (GO): starch catabolic process; protein dephosphorylation
Cellular component (GO): chloroplast
Molecular function (GO): protein tyrosine/serine/threonine phosphatase activity; starch binding; carbohydrate phosphatase activity
Source: RefSeq, a predicted model, not a curated record
UUUGAAUCAAAUUCCAAGAAAAGAAAAGGAACGUGAGGGUUUUGGGAAAUUGGAAGGUUCUUGAAUUUGGCAACACCAUAAAAAACUGGAGGACACACAUGACAGAGGAGAAGAUAGCGGGAAAAUGAAAGCUGUUGCUCCUUUUUCUUCUUCAUCUUUCAUGGUUGCAUCUUCACCACUCGAAAUCAAAGCUCCCUUAUCAAAUCUCAACAACAAGAAACCCCAAUUCAAUCCAAAUUACUUCAAACCAACCUCAAUUUCAUGUAAAGCAACACAAAAUGGGACCGAGGGAGCCUCCCAGAGCACGAAACCUGAAACUUCAAACCACAAAAUGGAGGAUUACAACACGGCCAUGAAGAGAAUGAUGAGAAACCCUUAUGAGUAUCACCAUGAUCUUGGCAUGAACUAUAAUCUGAUAACGGAAAAUCUGAUCGUUGGGUCACAGCCUCAGAAACCCGAAGAUAUUGACCAUCUUAAAGAGGAACAAAACGUCGCGUACAUUCUUAACUUGCAGCAAGAUGGAGACGUUGCUUAUUGGGGGGUAGAUUUGGAGUCUAUAGUCGAAAGAUGUCAACAACUUGGAGUACGCCAUAUGCGAAAGCCUGCACGAGAUUUUGAUCCUGAUUCUUUAAGAAGCAUGUUACCGAAAGCUGUUUCUUCAUUAGAAUGGGCCAUUUCAGAAGGAAAAGGAAGAGUUUAUGUUCAUUGCACAGCUGGUUUAGGCAGGGCUCCUGCUGUUGCCAUUGCUUACAUGUUCUGGUUCCAUGACAUGGAUUUGAAUACAGCAUACGAGACGCUCACUGCAAAACGACCGUGUGGACCAAAUAAAAAGGCGAUAAGAGGCGCUACUUAUGAUUUGGCUAAAAACGAUCCUGGGAAAGAACCUUUCGAGAGUCUUCCUGAGAACGCUUUCGGAAAUGUGGCGGAUUGGGAGAGGAAACUGAUUCAGGAUCGUGUUCGCCAGCUUCGUGGUGCUUGAGGGAAUACGUAUCAAGAUGAUUCAUGCAACAUGAUCGUAUUUGGUUUAUGUUACGAAUAAAUGUCGUAUGUCCGCAUAUGCAGUUUCAGUAAUAAUGUUACGAAUGUUGUAUCGAAAAUUUGAUAAAAUCGUUGACCGGGGUUGUAUGGCCAACAAACUGAUACAUCGAUUUAUCUAAAGGAGACUUGAACUAA